Messenger RNA from Centruroides sculpturatus (bark scorpion), 1463 nucleotides. RefSeq lists its product as uncharacterized. The record is from RefSeq and is a predicted model, not a curated record. The coding region runs from base 512 to 1255 and encodes 247 amino acids. Gene Ontology annotation, molecular function: protein binding. Lineage: Eukaryota; Metazoa; Arthropoda; Arachnida; Scorpiones; Buthidae. The transcript has 5 exons. Gene Ontology annotation, biological process: regulation of apoptotic process; signal transduction.
AGAAAAAAAUUUAUGACAAGUUUCAAUGGAUGAUGAAAAAGAACAAAUGUACAUUGAGUUAAAACAAAAUAUUUUAAAAAACAUUGGAAAUAUUAGUGCUGUUAAAUUGAAAAACAAAUUUGAAUCACAAGUGGAAUCAAAGAGGACAUUAGACAAUAUAAAAACUGUGAAAGAUUUGUAUAAUAUUUUAGAAGAACGAGAUUUAAUCAACGAAGAUAAUUUGAUUGUUUUACAAAAAAUACUGACAUAUCUUUUGGAUUAUAAAGAAAUAAAUAGUAUCAGCGAGGAGGAAAAUCAUAUUUCAUUUUAUAAAAAACAGUAUCCUACAACUGAAAAAUGUAAAAAUUGUAGAAAAGAUAAUAUGGAAGAAAUAAACGAAGAACAUCUUGAAUUUGUUCCUCACACACCAACUGCACCGUCAUUAAACAAUAUUUUCAAUUCAACUAGUGGUCCUGAGGAAGUAAAAGGAUAUGAGCAGAAUACAUCUAAAAAAAAUUUAUGACAAGUUUCAAUGGAUGAUGAAAAAGAACAAAUGUACAUUGAGUUAAAACAAAAUAUUUUAAAAAACAUUGGAAAUAUUAGUGCUGUUAAAUUGAAAAACAAAUUUGAAUCACAAGUGGAAUCAAAGAGGACAUUAGACAAUAUAAAAACUGUGAAAGAUUUGUAUAAUAUUUUAGAAGAACGAGAUUUAAUCAACGAAGAUAAUUUGAUUGUUUUACAAAAAAUACUGACAUAUCUUUUGGAUUAUAAAGAAAUAAAUAGUAUCAGCGAGGAGGAAAAUCAUAUUUCAUUUUAUAAAAAACAGUAUCCUACAACUGAAAAAUGUAAAAAUUGUAGAAAAGAUAAUAUGGAAGAAAUAAACGAAGAACAUCUUGAAUUUGUUCCUCACACACCAACUGCACCGUCAUUAAACAAUAUUUUCAAUUCAACUAGUGGUCCUGAGGAAGUAAAAGGAUAUGAGCAGAAUACAUCUAAACUAGACAGAGCAAUUUCUGAAGUAAGCAGAGAAGUUGGAAUGAAUUGGAGACAUUUAGCCGUUUGUCUCAAGAUAAAAGAAAGCGAAAUUUCAAAUAUUAAGAAGAAAUUUCAAAAUGAAGACGAAAAAGCUGCAAUGGAAAUACUCCAAAUAUGGAAAUCGCAAAAUAGAAAGAAAAAAUCGGAUGAUCUGAUUAAAAUUUUGGUAGAAAAUCUUCGAAAUAGAAUAAUUUAUCUAGAUGAUUUAGCUGAUGAAAUUGAAGUCGAAUAUUUAUCAUGAAUUCUCGUCGUGUAUAUAUUUAUUAAUUAAAAAUGAAUCUGCAUAAUUUUUAAAAAUUGUUUAUACACUUUGUUAAAAAUAUUCGAGCAUUUAUAAAAUUUUUCCAUAUUUUUUUGUACUUCGUUAUAUUAUUAUUUUAUCUGAAAAUGACUCAAACAUAUGUAAUAUGCUUUAAAUUAAUGAUUGAAUAAACAUAUUGAAAUGCUCA